This is a messenger RNA of Rotaria sordida, 1251 nucleotides long. NCBI's taxonomy places the organism in Eukaryota, Metazoa, Rotifera, Eurotatoria, Philodinida, Philodinidae. The record is from the annotation of a GenBank genome assembly.
AUGACGAGUACAAAAGUGAAAUCUGAAGAAAAAGAUGAUGAUGUUACUGAAGAAGAAGUCGGUGCUUUUCAUCACACAAUAGAACAAAUUUCACCAGCAACAAGAGAAAAACGUAAACGAAAUGAAGAAAUUCCAACCGAAUCGCCAAACAAAUACAAGCAUAUCGCAGAUGGUCAUCGUUCGCUUUCAACAACAGCUAAAAUGAAUUUUUUAACUGUUCCAUUUUGGAAAGACUUAAAUACAAGAGGAACCUCGGUAGAAUUUCAUCUGAAAGAAGUUGGACGUUUUUCAUCACUAAUGGAAGGUAAAAAACAAGAACGUUUUGAAGAUAAACGUUAUUGUCGUGUUUAUAAAUAUCCGCUUGAAACACGCAAUGUUAAUUUGGAUUUAAAAGUAGGUCUAUCAGAUUUUGUUUAUGAGGGACAAAGUAAAAAUCUGGAUUCUAUGCUUUGGUGGAUGUCAAAACAUAAAGAAGAGAUUUUCCAAAACAAUCAAUUUACAUUUGAUUUUCUUUCUUGGCGUGGUGCUCUUCGUUCGAUUAUGUUUUCUUUACAUGAAAAACGUUCCGAUUGGUUAUUAGCUGUAAUUAAAUAUAAAAACGCAUAUUUUUUAUGUGAAUAUGUAACAGAUAUACAAUUAAAAGAAGAACAAAAUAUGACAUCUAAAGCUCGUUCAUUUUGUUAUUAUGGUCUGAAAUUCGAAGAAUGCGUCACUAAAAAUGACACAACAACAGAAACAUUAAAUUCAUUAAAAAAAUUUAUUGGAGUAUUUCAAUCGACAAUCGAUUCUUAUCGUUUACUGUAUGGUGCUGAAAUAGAUUGCGCAACAGAAAACUCAUCAUCAACAACUGAACAUAUUGAACUAAAAGUUUGUGCUGGAAAGUCACUCUAUGAUUUGCCAUUUCAUUACAAUCAUAAAUAUGCUAGAUGGUGGAUUCAGUCUUUUCUCGCGCGUAUUCAAACAAUGAUUAUUGGUUUUCGAGAUGAUAAUGGAAUUGUUAACAAAGUUUCACCAUUGAAUAUCUCACAAAUCGAAAAAGCGACAAGUACAUGGAGUCGCCAAGCAUUUUUCAAUUUCUUUACACGUUUUGCUAAUUUUCUUAAAGAUAAUGUGACAAAUGAAUAUUCAGUUGAUCAAAAAGAAGUUGUCUUAGUUUCUUUUUCAACAUAUGCUCGCCGAAUCACACUGGAAAAAUCCUCGGAUCCAAAAUAUCACUUUAUUCCUGAUCAAUUUUUCCAUGAAUUCAAUUAA